AUGGCUACCCCUAGUGUCCUAGCUUUUGACGCUGAGGGUCGCGCCAUUGAUUUUGAGGUCUGGUUAGACGACCUGCAGCUGUUCUUACAGUGCGACAGGGCUGACGACCUUUCUCUCUUUGAUCUCACCUCUGGCGCCUCUCCUGCUCCUGCUGCUGAUGCUGAGCCCGCUGUCCGCUCUAAGUGGGCCACCCGCGAUGCUGCUGCACGUCUUGCUGUGCGUCGCCACCUCCCUACCUCUGAGCGUGCGCACUUCAGUCAGUACAAGAGUGCUCAGACCUUGUACGACGCUGUAGUUGCGCGCUACUCCUCCCCUGCCACUGCUGCACUGAGCCGUCUCAUGCUUCCCUACCUCUUUCCUGACCUCUCUGCCUUUCCCACUGUCGCUGACCUCAUUACGCACCUCCGCACUAGUGACACUCGCUACCGCGCCGCCCUUCCUGCUGAGUUCUGCGCUAAGAACCCCCCCCCCAUGUACAUCGCUCUCUACUACGUAGUCGCGCGCCUCCCUGACUCCCUUCGAGUCGUCAGGGACCACUUUCUCGCAGUCUGUCCCACCACCCUCUCCGUCGACCUCCUCGAGAAGGCCCUCCUCGCAGCGGAGAAGAGCAUCGUCGCUGUAGGUGCUUCUCGUGGUGACCCUCGCACCCCCAUCUUUGAGGGGUGCUCUCCUUCCCCCUUGCUGCCCUCUGUUGCCUCUGCUGCUGCUGCCGACCUGCUUGGUCUAGAGUCGGUCGGCGCGGCGUCUGCCCCUAGUGGGAGACGUCGCUCCAACAAGGGCAAGGGGGGCAAGGGCGCGGGUGGAGCUGGAGGGGGCGGUGGCGGUGGCGGCGGUGGCGGCGGAGGGAGUGGGGGUGGCGGCGGGGCUAGUGGCGGGGGUGGUGGUGGUGGUGGCAGCAGCGGCGGAGACGGUGGUGGUGGUGCCAGCGGUGGUGGUGGAGGCAGCGGCGGAGGUGGAGGCGGCGGAGGUGGAGGCGGUGGAGGCGGCAGCGGAGGAGGCAGUGGUGGUGGAGGGGGUGGAUCUGGUCGGGGUGGUACCCAGCAGCGUAGCGGCGGUGGUGGUGGCCAGCGCUCGCAGCGGCAGCAGCAGCAGCGCUCUCGGGACAUCCCUUCGCCUCAGCAGCUUCGUGAGUGGUACGCUGGGCGUCAGAGGGGUGGGGGUACUGGUCCCUGCACCUACGUUCUUCGUUCCGGCGACCGCGCGGGUGAGCAGUGUGGGGGUGCCCACGCGACCCAGCGCUGCUUUGGCCGCCUGACGGACGCCUGGCGUCAGCAGUUCCCUGGGGCUAGUGAGAUCCCUCGCUGGGAUGAGCUUCUCAGGGCUGGUGUAGCGAUCUUUGAUCUUGAUUUUGAUGCUAUCCUUACUGCUAUGUAUGUUGUGGAUUAUAGUGAGGAGAAUGAGGGUUACCGCUGUUUCCAGCCCGACCCGGGCAUUGGUCCUGCUGCGCUAGGUGCUUGUGAGGCUGCUGCUCUAGGUGCCAGUGCGUCUGCGCUCUCAGGUACUGGUGAGACUGCGCUCUCAGGUACUGAGUCGUCCUCGUCCUCCCUCACUUUCACACUUGACUCCGGAGCUUCUCGCUCCUUCUUUCGAGACCGCACUACCCUUACGCCGCUUGGCCGGCCGGUUGCGGUCUCCCUUGCUGACCCCUCUGGGGGUCCUGUCCUGUCUCACUUCUCCACUGUCCUCCCGUGUCCGGCUGCCCCUUCGGGCACCCUGUCGGGUCUGUACCUUCCCUCGUUCUCUACGAACUUGGUGAGUGGAGCAGACCUGCAGGAUGGGGGUGUUCACCAGUUCACUCCUGCGAGUCAGCGGGUGACCCACUGCACGGAGGCACGCACAGGCCGACACCUGGCCACGUUCUCGCGUCGGCCGGGGUCGAGUCUCUACACUCUGACCGUUGAGUCUCCUCCUGUCCCUGCGUCUGGUCAGGUGGCUGCGUCGGGUCAGGUACUUGCUGCUGCGUCCCGGUCAGGUCCUGAGUCUGCCCCCUGUUCUUGUCGCCUCCUGUCUCACGAGACUCUCCUGUGGCACCACCGUCUUGGCCACCCCUCCUUGCCCCGUCUUCGGAGCAUGGCUUCCCGUGUCCUUGUCUCUGGUCUUCCCCAGUCUCUCCCUCCUCUCCCCUCCGGGCCAGGACCUUCCUGUGUCCCCUGUGUUGAGGGUCGCCUCCGGGCUACUCCUCACUCCUCCCACUUCCCCCCGACAGAGGCUCCCCUGCAGACGCUUCACAUGGAUGUGUGGGGCCCAGCCCCCAUCCGUGGGCAGGGUUACGAGCGCUACUUCCUGUUGGUGGUUGACGACUACUCGCGUUACACCACAGUCCUCCCCUUGCGCAGCAAGGGUGCGGUCACUGAGGUGCUGAUCGAGUGGAUCCGCGAGGCUCGUCUCCAGCUCAGGAAGAGCUUCGGCUCGGACUUUCCUGUUCUGCGUCUGCACUCUGACCGAGGCGGAGAGUUCUCUUCUCGCCUUCUGCGAGACUACUGUCGUGCACGGGGGAUCCGCCAGACCUUCACGCUUCCGGACUCACCACAGCAAAAUGGGAUUGCUGAGCGCCGCAUUGGCAUGGUCAUGGAUGUCGCUCGUACGUCCAUGAUGCAUGCGGCUGCCCCCCAUUUUCUGUGGCCGUUUGCGGUUGGCGAUGCGUCUGUGUUCCGUGUCUGGGGAUCUCGGGCGUUUGUCCGCAACUUGUCUGCGGACAAGCUGUCCCCUCGCGCUGCUCCCUGUGUCUUCCUUGGCUUCCCCACUGACGCCCCAGGGUGGCAGUUUUACCACCCCUCCUCUCGUCGUGUUCUGUCCUCCCAGGACGUCACGUUCGACGAGUCAGUCCCCUUCUACCGUCUCUUCCCCUACCGCACUCCUUCCCUCCCCCCUCCCCCGGACUUCCUUGUGCCGGUUCCUCCCCCGAGGCCGUAG
This is a messenger RNA of Closterium sp. NIES-65, 2913 nucleotides long. NCBI's taxonomy places the organism in Eukaryota, Viridiplantae, Streptophyta, Zygnematophyceae, Desmidiales, Closteriaceae. The record is from the annotation of a GenBank genome assembly.